Molecule: messenger RNA, 1717 nt
Organism: Durusdinium trenchii
Lineage: Eukaryota; Dinophyceae; Suessiales; Symbiodiniaceae
Source: the annotation of a GenBank genome assembly
UUGGCUCCGUCAGCUUCGGGGCGCUGAGAGCGCGCCGUUCUGGGCGCUGCUUGGGUCGUCUCGGCCGGUGGUGACCGAUGUGGCGCUGGACCGUGGCCGCUCUGCCGGUGGCUGGCCUGGCCUGCCCGAAAGGCUUCCGGGAAUUCAAAGAAGGAUGCUAUGCCAUCACGGAGGAGAUGGGAAGCAUGACGCAAUGCCAAGAUAACAUUUGCACCUCAUUGGGCGCCACCCUUGCAGUGAUCCACGACGUCGAGGUUCAAUUCUUCUUGGCGAACUUGACCCAUGAGAAAAAGGCACCCGCCUUCGUGGGGCUCUAUGAGCGCGGGAGCAACGAGAGCGGAGAUUGGACGUGGCUGGAUGGAAGCAAUAUGAGCUUUGAGCCUGAGGGGGUCAAUCAGACAGUGAACCCCCUGGCUGGCUGGGCCUACACCGAGCCUGACAAUUGGUGCUUGGACGAAGACUGCGCUGCUUUGGGUAUGGACUACAUCUCCAACUACUCAAGUGCCAAGUUCGGCGUCUUCGCGCCGAUGUUCAACAUGCGUCGCACCAUGGGCUUCUUUGACAUCGCCUGCAGCACACAGCUCCAUUGCUUGUGCCAGACAGGCGAUGUGCUUCCGGCGGUGACGCAAGACUUCUUGAUGUGGGAGUUCAACAACUCUCUGCGCUGGGAUGAGAAUAGCCUCCACAUGAACAGGACCUAUUGGGAGAACUAUAUGACAUGCUUCAAGAAGAGGACGCGCUGCUGGUGGUACAAUGACACCACGUUCCAAUUGACUUUCGUUCUGCUCUCCCUGCUCUGUUUGGGCUGCCUUGUCUUUAGCCUGGCCGGCUGCAAUGGAGGUGCACAGCGAGAGGUCACGCUCAAUGAUGCAACUGCAGCUUCCAACUACGGCCAGCUGCUGGAAGCCUGCGAACGUCAGAGUGAAGUGGACAACACCGUGGACAGGUGGAUCGUGAGAGGUGCAUGGGCAUCCAUGGCGUAUGGCGUGACCCUCGUGCUUCUAUCGGUCACCACCAUGUGUCAUGUGAACUUUGGCAUCGGCUUCGGCUUCGGGGUGGAUGGCUUGGAAGCGGUGCUCUUGAGUGCGCUGCAGGUGCUGAUUUGUGGAUCUGCUUGUAUGGUGCAGAAGCAUUUGUCCACCGCUUCGAGGCAUGUGGUGCAGUGGUGGGUCUUGGCCUUCGCCUUGGCCAAGUUGGGCAUGGCCGUGGGGGACUUCAUCCUCGCCAUCAUGUACUUCAACGAGACGUUGGGUGGCUUCGUGAAGCAGAACUCCAGCUUCUGCACUGCGGGCUACUUGUUUCUUUGGAUGCUCAUGACAUCGAUGAUUUGCCAAUCUGUGGCCGGCACUGCCUUUGCCCGAAUCCACGUGGGCGCUGUGCAACAGAUGGGCGGAGCUGCACAGGUGACGAAGAUCAUCGGAUGUUCGGGUUUGCUCUUGAUUUUCACCACCUUCGGUGCUGGCAUGGGGUUGGGUCUUUGUGGAGCCCUCUUCAUUUUUGAUAACUCCAACGACACGAUUGACCCCAUGGCCGGGAUCUCCAUCACCUACUUCGGUGCUGCGCUCUGCCAGUUCCUGGCUGGUGCUGCGCUGCUCCGGGCCAAUACCCAGGUUCGCGCCUACUUCCAGAGGGAUGCAAGGUCGAUAACUGAGAUGCAGUCUUUUUGAUGGCCAGUGCAGCAGCCAUCAGGGUUGGCCACCCGAAGCGUAGAAAGAUG